Molecule: messenger RNA, 2627 nt
Organism: Dichomitus squalens LYAD-421 SS1
Lineage: Eukaryota; Fungi; Basidiomycota; Agaricomycetes; Polyporales; Polyporaceae
Exons: 3
Coding region: 32-2344 (770 amino acids)
Source: RefSeq, a predicted model, not a curated record
CUAACUGGCAAGUUUUCAUACCAUCGUCCCCAUGGAUCGGUUUCCCAAUAGGACGGCGAGGAGUUGGUCUGUGUGGGCCGAGUCCAGAACAAUGCAGCAAACCGCUCCCGCUGAGCCUGACAGCUUAGUCGAGAUGCUCAUGAACCCCGAUUUCCUACCGCCACCUCUCCGUGACGAUAGCGAGGUGCGCGAUCAUCCACCAUCGGCAUACAAUGACCUCCCGCCUUUGGAAGACGAACCGACUCCCCAUGAUGUACCUUCUACGAGCAAUGCGCCCGAAGACCACCUGGCUCCGCUGGAUGGUGAAGAGCCUCCUCCGCUUGAAGACGAUGGCUCGUCGCCCGUAGCCAGACCUGUACCUGCCGUGGAUGUCGCCUCUACCGCGACAACGUCGAACUUCCCCUCCGCCCCUUCCAAUGGCGUCCUCUCUGAGGCUGGCAGCGCACAUGCCAAUGCCGGUUCCUCUCGCCGGACAAGUUCUCGGCCAGCUGGAGGUGCUGCACGCCAUGAAGACGAUGGCGCAGAGAGCGACAGUAGUCUUCCUUCUCUCCAGAGUGUUUCUGAUUCCUCGGACGAGGAAAAUGACGACUACAUCAAUGAAUCCGAGUCGGACUGGGACGAUGAUGAAAGCUUGGAUGAAACUGAGGAUGAAGCAAGCAUCGCUCGUAUGAUCGAGGACGAUUCCCCUCGCAGUCUGGGAGCGACCGUUCCAAACGCCUUCACAGAUGCCGAGCCUCUCCUGACACCAGGCUUGGAACGAUUCCCGUGGCAGUCGUAUAGGGACCUGCUUGAGAGAGCGAGGGGAAUGAUACCGGACAUCGAUGAUCGCGUCCAAGGGCCGCCAGAUUGGGUUGCAGAGAUGACUGCACGUAUAACCGGUAUAGACAACGAUCCUCAGCGGGCUGAGACAUUGCUAGUGGGGAUGGAGAUUGUUCCGGAAGCGUUGGCUCUACGGUACGAGAAGCUGAGGUCGACCGAUGGUGAAGACUUGGACGGCUGCGCGGUUUGUCGAGACGACCUAAUCGACAAAUCCUCGGAUGCUGGAGAGGCAGCCCGCCUGCUCGAGGUGUUCGCCUUUCUCCCAUUUGAUCACGAACCAAACCACAUCGUUGCAUUCCCAUGCUCAGGCAAGCAUCUUUUCCACAGGAACUGCCUAUUUCCUUGGCUUGCGCGGAAGACGACUUGUCCAACAUGCAGGUUCGACAUCGAUCCACACUCCUUGACCCUCGGAACAUCAACGGGCUCCCGCGAUACUACUUCCUCCAAUUCUGAGGCUGAUAUCGCUCCGCCUGCGCGUGUAUGGCGGCCCCCUCAAGUGGAGAGCAUGAGCGACUGGUUGGAUGCAGAGGAGAGGGCUAAGAACUCGGGUUUGCCUCGUAAGCGACCUGAGGUGGUAAUGCCUGAAUAUCCUGCACUGCCUCCACACACCCGCACAGGCAUAUUUGCUCGCGGUGCCGCACCUCCCCGGCCUACGCGACCUGAUGGCGCCCCGCUUUCCGACAUUCUUGACGAGGCACCGAGUUGGGGCUUUGAUCCCGAAACGGGAGAUUUCGACAUGACGGCUGCGUAUGAAGAUAUCCAGGUUAUGCGUCAUCGGUUCAUCAACUUGGAGGCGCGUAGCCGACGGGUCGGAAAUCUCAUUGCCCAACUCCCCCGACCGGAGCACAACACUGACGUGCCUACCCGUUCGCCGUCUGCGCCUGCCGUGCCCCCAUCUGAGGCCCCUCGUCGACCGGAGUCCCAGACGCGUCCUUCCCCUUCCCCCAUGUUUCCCGGCCUCUUCACUGCCGCCCCACAUCGCGUUGGCCGGAGUCUCGUCUUCGGACCCCAUGGAUCGCGCGCCGCCGAGGUCGUUGGUGCAAGGGAGCACGACGAGAUGGCCUUGCUGCGGCAGGAGAUCGCAUCGCGUUUCUUGGGCGAGGAAGCGGCCUCUUCUAAUGAUAUCCUGCCUUCGCCUACGACUGCUGAGCACGCAGCGGAUCUGCGCAGCACGCCAGUCUCUCAUGACCCGCCCCCGAACGACGUGGUUAUCGAUGCGCCCAUCAACCUAGACUAUCAUAGUCGCGAACUUCUCCGCAUCUAUUUGGAGAGGAGAGGACACCAUUCGAGUACACGACGGCAAGAGACCUCGACUACGGUCAUAAUUCCUCCGUCAGUAACAGGGACGCAUGAGGUCACUGUCGUGCCAGAGGGGGUCGCUACAACUGUCACUAUCUCCGUCCAUGAUUCGGCUAACCCUGUCGGGGGAGCACAGGGAGUUGCAUCUGCGUUACCGCAUGCUUCGGCUGGAGCAGGAGGCGUCCCUGACUGGUCAAUCUACAACCCGUCCGACGACCUCGACUAGAGUACGCCUGUGCGUGCGCAUCACAUCCUCUGCCCAUGGCGUUACGCUGUGGGUGUUUCCGCACUUAAAGCUCCCGUGGCACGACAGUGUUCGUGUUAUCGCUUCUCGUUUGGGUGGUAUGUUGGUUGGAAUCCUUUGGAGUUCUAUAUACAUUGUACAACGCGUCACUUGUAAAUCCCUACCUCACAACCGCUAUCCGCGCUAUUCUCGCUUUGCUAUCGAACACCGUCCUCGUAUACGCGCUCCCCCACGUACAACGUCACAUGUCCCACGUUUGUACCAU